This is a messenger RNA of Chaetura pelagica (chimney swift), 813 nucleotides long. It is a transcript of the gene SCD5, whose product is annotated as stearoyl-CoA desaturase 5. The record is from RefSeq and is a predicted model, not a curated record. The coding region runs from base 1 to 813 and encodes 270 amino acids. Lineage: Eukaryota; Metazoa; Chordata; Aves; Apodiformes; Apodidae. The transcript is spliced from 5 exons. Gene Ontology annotation, molecular function: oxidoreductase activity, acting on paired donors, with oxidation of a pair of donors resulting in the reduction of molecular oxygen to two molecules of water. Gene Ontology annotation, biological process: lipid metabolic process.
AUGUUGGGAAUGAUGCUGGGCAAGGGCUUAGAGUGGGAGGUGCUGUUCAAAGCUUAUUUCUGCUCCCUGCUGACGGCCCUGGGCGUGACGGCGGGCGCGCAUCGCCUCUGGAGCCACCGCUCCUACAAAGCCAAGCUGCCCUUGCGCAUCUUCCUGGCUGCAGCCAACUCCAUGGCUUUCCAGAAUGACAUCUACGAGUGGAGCAGAGACCACCGUGUGCACCACAAGUACUCGGAGACGGACGCGGACCCGCACAACGCCCGGCGCGGCUUCUUCUUCUCGCACAUCGGGUGGCUCUUCGUGCGCAAGCACCGCGACGUCAUCGAGAAGGGCAGGAAACUGGACUUCACCGACCUCCUGGAUGACCCGGUCGUCAGGUUCCAAAGAAAGUACUACAAGAGUUCAGUGGUGCUGAUGUGCUUUGUGAUCCCGACCUUUGUGCCGUGGUACCUCUGGGGGGAGAGCCUGUGGAAUGCCUACUUCCUUGCCUCCAUCCUGCGCUACACCGUGUCCCUCAACGUCACCUGGCUGGUCAACAGCGCCGCUCACAUGUACGGCAACCGCCCCUACGACAAGUACAUCAACCCCAGGCAGAACACCUUUGUCACUCUGGGAGCCAUUGGUGAGGGCUUCCACAACUACCACCACACCUUCCCGUUCGACUACUCGGCCAGUGAGCUGGGCCUGAAGUUCAACCCCACCACGUGGUUCAUUGACUUGAUGUUCUGGUUGGGGCUGGUCACUGACCGCAAGCAGGCUCCCAAGGAGAUGAUCCAGGCUCGCAAGGAGAGGACUGGAGAUGGCAGUGCUUGA